This is a messenger RNA of Bacidia gigantensis, 612 nucleotides long. RefSeq lists its product as uncharacterized. NCBI's taxonomy places the organism in Eukaryota, Fungi, Ascomycota, Lecanoromycetes, Lecanorales, Ramalinaceae. Gene Ontology annotation, molecular function: metal ion binding. Bases 1 to 612 code for a protein of 203 amino acids. The record is from RefSeq and is a predicted model, not a curated record. The transcript has 2 exons. Gene Ontology annotation, biological process: superoxide metabolic process.
AUGACCUUCUCGAUCCCCUCGAAACUCGUCAUCACUAAGGGCACUGAGCCACCAUCUAAUAUCAUUGCUUCUAUCCAGUCUACAGGUCGCGAAUCUAUUCUACGUGGCUCUGGCAGUGCCAACUCGGCUGCGGUCUGUAUACUAGAGACGCCGCCAUCGGCUGAGAUACGGACGACGCCACAGUCUAGUCCAGUGAGAGGGCUGGUGAGGCUGAUUGAGCUGGGGGAGAGACUCACAAUGUUGGAUUUGACUCUCACAGGCAUGGAGGAGGGCAAAUAUUGGGCUAGCGUGAGAGCCAGUGGGGACAUUUCGGCUGGCAAAAAGAGCAUGGGUAACAUUUUUAUGGGCCUUGCAGGGGAUAGAGAAGGCUCGAUUGGUGAGUUAAUGGUCGAUAAAACGGGAAGGGGAGUUCUAGUCGGUGAAAUUGGCUGGCGCGUCUGGGAAAUGGUGGGAAGAGGGGUGGUUGUAGAAAGAGCAGAGGACUCAAUCGUGGCCACGAAAGAGCGAGGAGAUGAAAUCGUCGUUGGGGUCAUUGCUAGAAGCGCUGGUCUUUGGGAGAACGACAAGACGAGGAGCGACAGCAAAGUAACGUCGGAAUCCAAUGCGCGAUAG